CUGCAUUUUGGAAAUGUUGGUGCGGAACGUGCGGGGAACCCUUGCAGCCGCCGCGCGGCAGUUCUCGGCUGCAGCAGUGACGGAGAAGGGUAUUGUUAGCGGAGGAGAAGGGAAAAAGAGUGGUGGUGGAGACACGCUUGGAAGGAGGCUGUUUAGUUUGGUGUAUGGAAAACGGAGUGCAGUAAUAACAAUAAGGAAAUGGAAGGAAGAGGGACACAACGUCCGAAAGUACGAGCUGAACCGGAUUGUUAGAGAGCUCCGUAAGCUGAAGCGGUACAAGCACGCCCUCGAGGUAUGUGAAUGGAUGACAAAGCAGUCUGAUAUAAAACUUGUACCGGGUGAUUAUGCUGUUCAUUUGGACUUGAUUGCGAAAAUUCGUGGUCUAAAUAGUGCAGAGAAGUUCUUUGAAGAUAUUCCUGAUAAAAUGAGGGAUUAUCAAGCAUGCUCAGCUCUUCUCCAUGUUUAUGUCCAGAAUAAAUCGAUCUCCAAAGCGGAGGCUUUGAUGGAGAAAAUGUCUGAAUGUGGGUUCUUGAAGAAUGCUCUUCCUUACAACCACAUGCUAUCAGUGUAUGUUGCAAAUGGGCAGUUGGAAAAGGUCGCGGAGAUCAUUCAAGAGUUAAAGAAAAAGACUUCACCUGAUGUUGUUACUUAUAAUAUGUGGUUAACUGCGUGUGCCUCGCAAAACGAUGUGGAAACAGCAGAGAAAGUCUUUAUGGAGCUGAAGAAGUCAAAAUUAGAUCCAGAUUGGGUAACGUAUAGUACGUUAACCAACUUGUAUAUCAAAAAGGAAUGCCUUGACAAAGCAUCGUAUACUCUGAAGGAAGUGGAGAAGAGAGCUUCAAAGAAAAAUCGAGUCACCUACUCCUCUCUUCUCAGUUUGCAUGCGAACAUGAAGGAUAAGGACGGGCUACAUCGAACCUGGAAUAAGAUGAAAUCGGUGUUUAAUAAAAUGAAUGAUGCUGAAUAUAAUUGUAUGAUAUCUUCACUUGUUAAACUUGGGGAGUUUGGAGGAGCAGAGAAUCUCUACAAUGAGUGGGAAUCAGUUUCUGCAACUCGAGAUUCUAGGGUUUCAAACAUAGUUCUUGCUAGUUAUAUCAAUAGAAAUCAGAUGGAAGACGCUGAAAAUUUUUGCCAGCGCAUGGUGCAAAAGGGCAUCACUCCCUGUUAUACUACCUGGGAGCUUCUUACUUGUGGUCAUCUGAAAACGGAGCAGAUGGAAAAGGUUUUAGAGAAUUUUAAGAAAGCCUUAUGUAGUGUAAGGAAAUGGACUCCUGAUAAAAGGUUGAUUGGAGAUAUAUUCAAGAAUCUGGAAGAGCGGGCCGACAUCGAAGGAGCAGAGAAACUACUGGUUAUACUUCGAGAUGCUGGCCAUGUGAGUACCAUGAUAUAUAAUUCUCUUCUUCGAACCUAUGCGAAAGCAGGUAAGAUGCCAGUUAUAAUUGAGGAGCGUAUGCAGAAGGAUAAUCUGGAGUUAGAUGACGAAACACAUAGGCUCAUACAGACAACUAGCACCAUGUGUGUGAGUGAAGUUUCAAGUUUGCCUAUUCUGAAAUAAACGGUAUACUUUGUCAUCUAAAUUCAGCAUUAGUAACUUGUGAUAUUCUGCUAUUCAGUUUGGGCUCCUGAUAAUUUGCAUUUGAAUUUAAUUUUGAUAGUCUGCAUUUCCCCUGGUGCAUCAGAGCUCCUUGAAAUCCUUUUGGAUGGAAUAAAGGGCCAUGGUUGGUCAUCUCCUCCACUCUUGUAUCUUGGUCUCCCCCCCACCGCCUUAUUCAUUAGGGUUCUACCAAUAGAUAGUUAUUAUUCAAGUGGACAAUUACUGAAUACAUCACGAGGCACUAGUAAUGACUCUGUUUAAGCAUUAAUCAUAUUCUGUGUUUUUGUUCCAUUUUUUUA
Populus euphratica (Euphrates poplar) is the source of this 1893-nucleotide messenger RNA. RefSeq names its product Pentatricopeptide repeat (PPR) superfamily protein. NCBI's taxonomy places the organism in Eukaryota, Viridiplantae, Streptophyta, Magnoliopsida, Malpighiales, Salicaceae. The transcript has 2 exons. Gene Ontology annotation, cellular component: mitochondrion. The coding region runs from base 14 to 1555 and encodes 513 amino acids. The record is from RefSeq and is a predicted model, not a curated record. Gene Ontology annotation, molecular function: protein binding.